Molecule: messenger RNA, 903 nt
Organism: Penicillium brevicompactum
Lineage: Eukaryota; Fungi; Ascomycota; Eurotiomycetes; Eurotiales; Aspergillaceae
Product: opsin family protein
Exons: 5
Coding region: 1-903 (300 amino acids)
Cellular component (GO): endoplasmic reticulum; plasma membrane
Source: RefSeq, a predicted model, not a curated record
AUGAUUGAUCCUGAGUUUUUCCCUUCACUGACAGCUCCUGCGACAACCUCCUCGGUGGCACCUAUCCCCACGGUGCUGCCGGGCUCCGAGGUCUUCCAGGAGCUCCAUGACGUCGGCAAACGGACCCUGUGGGUUGUCGUUGUUCUUAUGGGCAUCUCCUCUCUUGUGUUCUAUUCUUUAGCUGCUCGAGCUCCACUGCCCAAGCGCAUCUUCCACGUCCUCACUUCCCUUAUCACAACUAUUUCUUUCAUUACAUACCUGGCUCUUGCGACCGGUCAAGGAAUUACCACCAAGCACGUUCGCAUCUAUGAACACCACAAGCAUGUCCCCAACACCCACACAGACUUCACCCGCCAAGUGCUGUGGCUGCGAUACCUCAACUGGGCAUUGGCAACCCCCUUGUUGUUCAUUAAUUUGGCCCUGAUCUCCGGUCUUCCCGGUGCGAACCUGCUCAUUGCCAUCGUUGCCAACUUCAUCAUGCUGGCUGCUGGCUUACUCGGCUCUUUCGCCGGUCAUGGCCGCGAGCGCUGGGUCUGGCUGACCAUCUCUUGUAUUUCCUACCUGGUCAUCGUUCACCAUGCCGGAUUCCAUGCCCACCGGGCCGCGAACAAUAAGGAUGCACAGACCCGGAAGUUCUUCGGUGCCGUUGCAAGCUCCGCUAUUAUUGCAUUGGCACUUUUCCCCAUUUCCGUCGCCGCCGGUGCCCUUGCUCUCAAGCUGAGUGUUGAUACCGAGACCGUCAUCUUUGCUGUUCAGGAUAUCUUCACGCAGGGUAUCCUUGGCUACUUCCUUCUCCUGGCUCAUGAUAGCUCGGCUGGAAUUUCUCUCUACCUCGAUGGAUUCUGGUCGCAUGGAGUCGGCAAUGAAGGAACCAUUCGUAUUGCUGACGAAGAGGGUGCCUAA